AUGGCCUUAGCAACAAAAAUCAUGGAAAAACUUAACCGUGCUUCCAGGCUCAUUCCACAUAUUCUUGAGGAAGAGGCACGUAAAAAUCCUGAAAGAAUCGUGGCAAUGGUGGCCAAGACAUCUGACAUAUCCGAGGGGUUCAACGAAGUCAAUGCUGAACAGUUCUUGCGUGGUGUGGACUUCCUAGCUCAUUGGGUCGAUUCUAAUAAAUCUAAAUCUGCAAUGACCGAGACUUUCGCGUUUAUUGGUUCUCAGGACUUCCGCUAUCCGAUUAUUGAGAUUGCUUGUAUGAAAACUGGAAAUCCUUUACUUUUACCAAGGGCUGGGAAUGCGUUAGCAAACACAGUUUCGCUGCUCAAGGUGACCAAGAGUACAAAACUUUUCUACGCGACGCAAUAUUCAGAACUUGCUGCGCGAAUUUUAGAGGUACUUCCAACAUUGGAAAAGCACGAAAUACCGACGCUACAGGAAAUAAUAACCACAAAAAACAAGCCGUACCCUUACACGAAGAAUUGGGAUACAAAUAAAGAUGAGCUUGCAUUAAUCAUUCAUACAUCGGGUUCUACAGGUGCACCAAAGCCAAAGAAUUGCAGCCAUGGGUACCUAAGUGGUUUCAUCAACAACAGUGUAUUGUUACCUGAUGUACCCGGACGAGCAAUUGCAGGCUUCAAGUUUGUAGAAAAGUACAAACUACUUUCGAGUGGGUGCAGCUUCUCUCACGCAUCUGGACUCGGCAUGGCAUUCACAACGAUCAUGUUAGGUUCGACAUUGGUUCGUGGCCCACCGAAUGAACCGUCUAGUGGGAAAAUACUUCAUGAUAUCAUGAAGGCUCUUCCAAUUCAAGGACCAAUAGAGGUUCCGAGUAUUAUAGAGCAAUUGUUCUUGAAUCAUAGCGAGGGCCUCGAAGACGAAAUCGCUGCUUUAAAACAUGUUUCCUGGCUUGGAGGCCCACUAUCACAGGAAACAGGGGACUUCAUUAUCCGCAAUACCGACGCAGUAUUGUGGCAGAUUUUCGGUUCGACUGAAUCCGCCCAGUUACCCCUUCUUGUGCCACCCAAAUCACAUUGGUCACAUCUCGAAUUCCACCCCCAGUUUUUACCGGAAUUAGAGCCAGUGAGCUCUGAUUCUACGCUUUGCGAAGUAGUCUUGAACAAAUACAAUGAUCCAGCCCUUGCUUGGGCGCAACCUGUUUUUCACAUGGCACCUGAUCAGACUCAGUGGAGGACCAGGGACAUCUUGCGUCGUUGCAAGGGUCCACUUCCGGAUGGAGUCGGCCCACUUUGGAAGUUCGAAAAUCGACUUGAUGAUCUAAUCAUUCUUUCCAAUGCAUCCAAAGUGAACCCUGUGCACAUUGAGACUCUGCUACAAUCUCACCCACUACUUAACGGCUGUCUUGUGUUCGGGACAAACAGAACUCGUUGUGGGGUCUUACUAGAACCCAAAGAAGAUUCGACGUUGCUAGAGGAAGAUUUGGUAGCAAAAGUAUGGCCGGACGUGGAAAAAGCUAACGACACGGUACCAGAACAUGCUCGAGUUGAGCGACAGCUAGUUCUCGUCGCGAAGAAGAAUAAGAUGUUUGAAAGGGCUGCCAAGGGAACUAUCGUUAGAUCUAUUUGUACAAACAUCUAUAAAGCUGAGAUUGAUGAUUUAUACGCAGCGUUUGAGACAAGGAACCACGUAUUCGAUAAGACUGCUCUCAAGGUGCGAGUUUAG
Molecule: messenger RNA, 1713 nt
Organism: Botrytis porri
Lineage: Eukaryota; Fungi; Ascomycota; Leotiomycetes; Helotiales; Sclerotiniaceae
Exons: 3
Coding region: 1-1713 (570 amino acids)
Source: RefSeq, a predicted model, not a curated record